UUAUCAACAAUCUCAGCUGCUGAUUUUGACAUUUCAAGUGGUGUCCAAUACCUGUGAGACGCAUUUUGUUUAUAAACAAUCGUAUUACUAUUAAUUUAUAAAAAUGGCGGACUACUGGAAGUCGAAUGAGCGCAAAUACUGUGACUUUUGCAAAUGUUGGAUAAGCGACAACAAAGCGAGCAUUGCCUUCCACGAAAGUGGGAAGCGGCACAAAUUGAAUGUAGCCAAGCGCAUUACAGAUAUUAGCCGUAAUAGUGAAAAGGCAGAAAGGGAGAAGCAAAAGAUGGAUGCCGAGAUCCGAAAGAUGGAAGAAGCGGCAAUGCGUUCAUAUGCGCAGGAUAUACACGCAAGUGGUGAUUUUACAGCGCGUAGCAUAAAUGCCGUACUUGAUGCAAGCACGCCCACUGUGACCGCUUCUACUUCAGCAGCGUCGAAAUCGCGCGGAAAACAAGUGGAUCCCGUAAGACUGCCAGGCAAUUCCGAUGAUGAAGAUGAUGAUGGCAGAUCCGUUAGGGUACAAAAGGUAGCGCCAGACACUGUUCCGAAUGCGUCACUUUGGGUUGAGGGGGUCUCCGAUGAAGGUUACACCUAUUAUUGGAACGUGAAAACAAACGAAUCGGUAUGGGAACCACCUAAAGAAGGCUAUCUCUCAUAUGCCGAAUAUCAACGCAUAAACGAAUUGGCUGUGAAAAAGCAAGAAAUAGAAGAAGCAAGUGAAGCGAAAAAGUUUCGCGAGAACGUCAAUGAGGAGGUGGCGCGUUACAAUCGAGAACGUUUGAAAAUGUUCAGAAAACCCGAAACUGCACAAGAGGCACAAAAGCGGCGUGAAGUGAAACAAUCAUACAAAACGGAGGAAGAGGCUUCCGCACAAACGAUUGGUGAAUGGCAAGUGGUGGAGCAAAUACCAGCUGCUGCACCUAUAGACUUAGAGCUACCCAAAGUUGAUAACUAUUAUGUGCCACCGGUUGUGUCCAAUGUGCCAUCGGAACCCCCUGUAAAGCGCUUCAAAGAGAAGGUCAUUGAAACCUUGGAUCCAACAGUCGUAAAUGACGUGCCAACCUCGUUCAAAAAACGAAAAUUCGCGGCAAAAGCAAAUCAACGUCAACGGCUCGACGUCGAUUAGCUUUUAGUGUAUCAGAUUUCUUCGUUACUUUUUAUUUAAUUACAGUCGAUUAGUUUGAUUUAAUUUCAUUAAGAAUAAUAACAUUCAUAAAUGUUACAUAAUUUGUAACGGUAAAUAUUAUGUCGAAUAUAUGCAAUUUGACGUCAAAUAAGCUAAAAUGUAGGCGUAAUUGUUUAUAAUUCAUUAAAAUCGCAUAUGCAACAUGUCAGACA
Zeugodacus cucurbitae (melon fly) is the source of this 1335-nucleotide messenger RNA. RefSeq names its product WW domain-binding protein 4. Gene Ontology annotation, biological process: mRNA splicing, via spliceosome. The coding region runs from base 104 to 1123 and encodes 339 amino acids. The record is from RefSeq and is a predicted model, not a curated record. The transcript has 4 exons. Gene Ontology annotation, cellular component: precatalytic spliceosome; nucleus. Lineage: Eukaryota; Metazoa; Arthropoda; Insecta; Diptera; Tephritidae. Gene Ontology annotation, molecular function: protein binding; RNA binding; zinc ion binding.